This is a messenger RNA of Fusarium redolens, 750 nucleotides long. RefSeq lists its product as uncharacterized. The transcript is spliced from 2 exons. The record is from RefSeq and is a predicted model, not a curated record. NCBI's taxonomy places the organism in Eukaryota, Fungi, Ascomycota, Sordariomycetes, Hypocreales, Nectriaceae. Bases 1 to 750 code for a protein of 249 amino acids.
AUGAAGCCUAACUGGGAACCUUUCGUGAAAUCUACUGAAGAUGAUUGGACUGCUGUACCAGACCCCGCCCAGCGAAAGCGGAUCCAAAACAGGCUGUCCCAACGAGCCAGGCGGUCACGACUUGCUGGUAAACAGAAGCAAGUGGCACAGUGUGAAGGUAAUGAGGGCACGGGAGUCCUCGUGAGAAGAGAUGCACGUCCUAGUCCCGGGCAAUCUUCUACUCAAGCCUCAAGCAUGGCUUUCGCAGACAUGUUCGAUGCAAGCCUCUUAUAUAACCAGUGCCUACCAGAACAACCCACAAUGGACAGUCAUUACCUCAUCUUGACCGACCUGACCGCCGCCACAGCCCUAGCCGUCAUAGCCCAGCGUCUCGACCUCGACUGCCAGCAAAUACCAGGCUUCAACAUUAAAGCCCUAACCGACAGUCUCCCAUCUGCUAUAGCGCCCACUCAAUUACAGAAGAGCGUUCCUCACCUGUCGUACCUGGACAUGCUGCCCUGGGCGUCAUUGCGGGAUCGACUCCUCAAAUCUCUCUCUAUUAUUAAUGAAGAGGAGUUUGCGCGUGAUAUGCAGUAUGGAAGCUUGAAGGUAUGGGGGACUGUACCGUGGGACCCGAUGGGAUGGGAGGUUGGCGAAGACUUUGCGAAGCGGUGGUGGUUUUUGAUGGAUAGUGGGAUUAUUCAGACGACUAACUUUUGGAGAUCUCAGCGAGGAGAGAGGCCAUUAACUCUGGAACUGCUACAAUGCUGA